Molecule: messenger RNA, 297 nt
Organism: Gaeumannomyces tritici R3-111a-1
Lineage: Eukaryota; Fungi; Ascomycota; Sordariomycetes; Magnaporthales; Magnaporthaceae
Exons: 2
Coding region: 1-297 (98 amino acids)
Source: RefSeq, a predicted model, not a curated record
AUGGGCGGUAAAGUAAAGGGCACGAAGGUAAUGGAAGCAAUAACUUUUUGUAGCAACGGGGGCCGGAGGUUAAUAUUCGGCAAUAAAGCCCGAAGGCUAACCUUUAACAAUAGCAACGGGCCGGCGUUUCGGCACCUUUUUUUUCCGCAUACAAUACGUAACGUUGCAUUAAUACCGUUAAAUUCGGUUGGUAAAAACAACCGAAAGCAUAGUAUAAAGCAUUUAGCUUCCGGCUUUCCCCUUUUUAAAAAGGGCGGGUGCUUGUUAUUGUUAAUUUUAUCCUUCGAUAAAAAGUAA